Messenger RNA from Sabethes cyaneus, 10489 nucleotides. RefSeq names its product frizzled-4 (gene fz4). Gene Ontology annotation, cellular component: plasma membrane. Gene Ontology annotation, molecular function: Wnt receptor activity; Wnt-protein binding. Gene Ontology annotation, biological process: non-canonical Wnt signaling pathway; canonical Wnt signaling pathway. Lineage: Eukaryota; Metazoa; Arthropoda; Insecta; Diptera; Culicidae. The transcript is spliced from 4 exons. The coding region runs from base 822 to 2561 and encodes 579 amino acids. The record is from RefSeq and is a predicted model, not a curated record.
UGAAUGGACGUGUUUUCUGCGCGAGCUGAAUCAGUCACACGUUUGAUAUCAGUGAAACUGUUUGUUGUUUAUGAGUAGAAAAGGAAAGAAACUGUUUUAAAAUAGUGAAGUACUGCAUUGUUCGAGAUUGUGAUUAAUUUCGUAUGUCUAUGCGAUUUUUCAAGAUAAACUCGCGCUGCCUGUCAGUUUAAAUUAGUUUUGUAUGCAAACUCUGUAAAGCCGAAGGUAAAUUACAACAAAUGAUCGCAUAACAAGAGAAGAAAAUCAGUGGUAAAGAAACGAGAAGGUUACACAAGAAAAAAGAAAAGAAGGCUCGUGCAAAGCGAAGAGAAGAAAAAUUUCACGUUUCGGAGAGCGCAUACAGACUGAGUGAGUGGUUAUAGGAAAAUAUGAAUGUUAUUAUUUUUAUGUGCUGAGCGCUAGAGAGCUCCUCUCGGUCUCGGAUGUUGUUUGCGAUCGUUGAAAAAAAAAAAAACCGUGAAAGCGAGAGACGCAAAGGAACUGCGGGUGCGUAGUGGAAUGUGUAGCGGGAUCACUCAGUGCCUGGUUUUAAUUUCUGCCUUAUUGGUGAUGAUGCUUGUAUUCUUUACCUAUUUGGGAUGGAAAUGAUGUAAAGGAAAUAAUCAUAAGUGGCAGCGUAAAUACAUCGUGAGUGUUGUUUCUGCACUGACAGCUGUUUGUGAAACGGUUAAGCGAGAACUCGUUUCAAUUAAUUUGAACACAAGCGAGAUUAUCCGAAGAAAACAUGUUAGACGUAUGCUUAGGUUGAAGUAUACAACAAAACAAAAAUUUAACCAAGACUAGUUAAAACAAUAAUUAAAAUGGAGAUUAAAUUGCUGCGCAACAUAAUAAUUCUGCUGUUUGUUACCUGCUGCAAUGGCGUACGGAGUACGUCUGAAUUUUCGGCAUUGCGCACGUGUGAACCAAUUAAGAUUGAACUGUGCCGUGGAAUUGGUUAUAAUGAGACCUCCCUGCCGAACUUGGUCGGCCACGAGCUGCAAUCCGAUGCAGAUUUCACGCUGCAGACAUUUUCGCCACUGAUUCAGUACGGCUGCAGUAAACAGUUGAAGUUCUUUCUCUGUGCAGCUUAUGUACCGAUGUGCACACCGAAGGUCCCAAUGCCGAUCGGGCCUUGCAGAGGAUUAUGUCUCACCGUUAAGACCCUGUGUCAUCCAAUUUUGCAGGGGUUUGGAUUUCCAUGGCCCUCAGCACUCGAUUGCAAUAGAUUCCCAGAGGAAAAUAACCACGAGCACAUGUGUAUGCAAGGACCGGGAGAACCGACGGAUGUUGUUAUGAUUUCCAAGAAUGAUCGACCUACGUGCCAAGGUUUGAUCAAGUCUCAUCUGUAUGUUCGGUUGAAUCGAUCAGGUCGCUGUGCGCCUUUAUGCGAAGCGGAUAUCAUGUUUGAGCAGAACGAAAAACAUUUCGCAGAGGUUUGGCUGACGUCCUGGAGUGUGGCAGCCCUCUUCACAGCCAUUAUAGCGACUUUGUGUUUGAUUCUUGCCACCAAACGAUGGGAUAAGAUUCUGAUGCCUCUGGUCAUCAGUCAUUGCUUGGUCACGGUAGGCUGGGCCGUUCGCUGGCUAGCUGGACGCAAUGCAACGGCUUGCGGUUACGAUACACAGCUUCCGGGCGUUUCGUUGCUGCUAACGGACGGGCUUAUGACUGCACCAUGUGCGGCCACGUUCCUGCUGCGUUACUACUUCGGCAUGUCGGCAGCUGUUUGGUGGGCAAUUCUUUGUCUGCGUUGGAGUAAAUCGGUUCGUCGUUUGUUGAAUACCGAUUUAAAUGGCGAUCCUCACACGGAGAAAUCAGGUUCUUCGUACAACACUCUGUUUCAACUCGCUGCUUGGGGUCUACCAGCAUUACAGACCGUAGUAGUGCUGGUCGCACGGUUUGUUGAUGCAGAUGAACUUUUCGGUUCCUGCUUCAUCGGAAACCAGUCCGACAAGGCGCUGAUCGGAUUCGUCGUGGUACCGUUGCUUACCUACUGGGUCAUCGGCUCCGGUUACCUCUUCACUGCCUAUCUGCGGAAGCGCUCGUCUUCGGCCCUUUUGGUAAACAAUCUGCCGGUUCACAUCACCGGUAUGGGAAAGUUCCUGUUCAUUUAUUCAGUGCCCAGUUUUCUGCUGCUGGUGAUAAUGUUCUACGAGUUCGCGUACCGGGAGAACUGGCUGAAUCUACCGCAUCCAUCGUUGGAACCAGUGUCCUCGGUGAAAGCCCCUAUCUGGCCGUUUAUUCUGCGAGCAGUAAUAGAGCUGCUGGUCGGAGUGCUCGCGUCUGCGUGGGCAGUCGGCCCAAGGAUAGCCGGCCUGUGCCGGAGCAAGAUCAACAACCAGGUCUACAAGCAACCACAGCCUAAGUUUGCCACAUCGCCGUACUCGACUGCUUCCUAUCAGACGGUUUGCCCCCAGAAUUCUCUGGUGUCAGUGUCAUUGGGAAAAAUGCCACCCCGGCACGCAAGGAAGUAUCCUUCUCAUUCGCACAUUAAUCGGAAACCGCGCGCCUACAAGGCGUCCUCGCAAUCGAUGAGCCUGACCGGUAACGAGACUGUGCUGUGAUAGGAUGCUCCAUCCGAAGGAAAAAAACAGGGAACCGAUCGAAACGGAACGAUCAACUAUCGACGUUCAAGUUACGUUGGUGAAAAAUGUGAUAUUAAUUUUAGUAUGAAGUUUAAAUUAUUUAAUUCGAAUUUUUUACUUGUACUUUUAAAAUGUAAAUAGCCCGUACAGUGUACUUAAACGGCGGAUUUUUUUAUUUUCGAGGUACAUAUAUAGCAAUGAUUUGAUUUUAUGCUGCGAAAAACUUUUCUUAUACACCAUACUGGACGGCAUUGAACCAGAGACCGAAGGCUGUACGCGGUAAUGAGCAACAAGUACGUUCUACAUACAUGUACACGGUGUGGGACCGGCCGGUGCGGUGCUGAUGAAGUGAGGAUCGCUUGUAGUUCGAUCGGUAUACACGGUUGCACGAUAAAAUUUAUGGGAAUAAGUGCGAAUGUACCAUGUGGGCACAAGUUGCGCACUGCACACAUGCGGGUCGUAAAAUGGUUAUGGCGUUGUUGUUAAACGACUUGAGCGCGGAAUCACCAGAAAUAGCUAUACAAGAGGCAAACAUACCGAGACGCAUGAUGCAUUUUGGGAGCCGCGAUGUAACCGUGACAUGGUGAGGGAUCGUUCAUCUGACCAGCUAAUCAUAUAUUAGACAUUUUUUAUUUUGAAAAAUUAUGCGAUUCUGAGAAAACUUUACAUCAGACCCCCUGUUGGUACACUGCGCGGUGGUGUAACUGGAAAUACGCUCGAUUGGCAGUCGACAGUUUUGCGUUCAAGCUCAGACGAUUCCAGUUCAUUCAAUUUUUCAUUUUUUUAAAGAUAGCACUUCCUCAAUAAGAAGUUUCGUAAAAUGCUCAAAUUUGAGUUGUGAUAAAAUAUUCCAAAUUUUCCCAAUCCUUUGAUCUGACCAUGGUAGCACCAACUGACGAUACCUUCGUUUGUCCAAUCAUCAUACUUAUGUAUGUAUGAGCGAACUGCAGUCGGGAAACCGGGUAACUAAGUGGGCUUUUUAAGGUAUAAGAACUCCUGGCUGCCUAAACGAUAGCACGGCACAGCAUCGACGACGAUCGCUGAUUACGACGACGCUCGGAAUGGUGUGCAAGGAAAGAUGAGAAAGCUUGUAAAGCGAGAUAAAAAAUGACUGAGAUACAUAUAGAGAAGGACGGGCGAGGCGGCGGUGUCGUCACCGUCGUCGUUUGCAUUAACUUGUGUGGUUGCAGGCAUUCCGGAAACCUGCUCCAGUGCAUCGGGAGCAUUGCGGUGACCAAAAGUUCCGCAAAGUUAUGUAAAUAAAUUGUUUUUCGAUUUUCUCGAUUGAAAUUUUCAGUAAAUCUGAAGUUUAAAAAACUUGCACGUUUGCAUAUUUUAGAAAUUUAUUCUUCCAGAUGACUCCGACUUUUUUUGGUCACCCUAGCAAAUGCAUAUUAUAACAAGUUAGUCGUCCACUGCCUCGGUCCUGUGUGCGGCUGACAGGCAGUAUUGGAUGAUGGUGUUGAAAACCACCGUGCUGAUACGCAUUUCUCGAAUAUAAUCGAUUUUUGAUUGGAUUUUUGCUCCUCUUUUGCACCUCAGAACGGGUUCCGUUGACUCGAAAGGUGCCAACAAGUCGAUAGCGGAAGGCAUGGGAAGGUGAAAAAUCGUGCGCGAAAGUAUAGCCAUAAUUUAUGAUUAAAAUUUAAUGAUAAUGUUCGUAAAUAAAUAAAUAAAAAAAAUAUCUGCGCCGGAGAUUCAUGUAGGUUUCUGCUGCAGAAUAGUUCAGCUCAACAACAAUCGAGAAACUGCUAUGCAUAGCGAUACAGUUGCAUAUGCAGCAGAGCUGCAGCUCCCCAGUCAACCAACAGGGGACCAUAAAAAAGCAAAAUGACCUGCGCUGGGUAAUCUAUUGCAGAAUCCCAAUCGUGUGUGGAGUUCUGAGUGCAACGUUGAAAACGAGCGCUGCCCGAGGGAAGUGGUUUUAACGCGCUACCUACUGCUGCGAAUGUUGUUUAAGACAGACGAAAUGCUCUGUAUGGAAGGUUGUUAGCAUAGGCUUGUCAGGGUUAAUUUGGUGAGUUGAUAAUAAUUUAUGUGCUGUAAAAAUGUUAUUACGCGGUAAUUUUUUUUGUGCCGCAGAAAUUGUCCCAUUUGUUUUGAUGAUGUCCCACUGUAAUAUGUAGUUUAAUUCUGGAGUGCAGAAGAGACUUGGACAUCCAUUUUAUAAAGUUAUGGUUCUUUAAUCAUAAUAUCCAAAAGCAAACAGUGGUUUUAUAUUUUUUUAGAAUUAUAUUUAAAAGCUGAGUAAAUUUAGUAACGGAACGCAAUUGUUUUGCGUUUAUUUCGAAUUCUAAAUUCCGAAUUUAGGAAUUCAAUAAUUUAUUUCACACAAAUGAAAGAUUUUAUUUAUAUUUUAUUGGAAAAUUUUGAGUGGUAUUUUUGGUAACCCUUCGCCUUCAGUUUCUUAUUCGUCCAUCUAACUCGUUACAUUGCAGUUGGUCUCCAAAUCCGCUCGCCAGAUCUAACUCCACCUGGUCUGGCCACCUCGUUUGCUGUUCUCCUCUUCACCUUGUUCCUUCCGAAUUCGAUGCGAAAACUAUUUUUGCACGAUAGUUGUCCGGCAUUCUAGCAACAUGUUCUGCCCAAUCGUAUCCAUCCCACUUUAGCCAUUUUCUGAAUACUGAGUACGUGGUUGGUUCGCAAGCGGUAGGUCUUAGCACUCGCUGUUCGAUAACUCCGAAUGCUAGCAGGUCUUCUUCUAACAGUGUGUACCUUUCAUGCCCAUAGUGGACACCGGGUCUAAUUAGCGUAUUGUUUAGUGUGCACUUUGUACGGGGGCUCAGAUUGUGCGACCGCAAGGGUUUACGGAAUCCAUAGUAGGCCCGACCUCCGCUGAUAAUACGUCUUUUAAUCUCACGGCUGGUAUUGUUCUCCUUUGUUGCCAGUGAACCAACGUAUACGAACUCAUCCCCGUCGAUUACCACAGUACUGCUUAAGCGGACCCUGUCGCGCUCGGUUGCGGUCCCGCUCAUCAACAUAUUCUUCGUUUUAGAAUUUAACCUCAACGCAAUCUUCUCUGCUCCGCAUUUUAAUCUGGGGUACUGAACUUCCACUGCCUCAAAUGUUCUGCCGACUGCAUCCACGUCAUCGGCAAAGCAGAUAAAUUGACUGGAUUUAUUAAAAAUCGUAGCCCGCAUUUCGAUUGCCACUCGUCUUAGAACACCUUCAAGCGCAAUGGAAGGACCAUUUCCUCAUCGAAGUCCCCUGCGAGUUUCGAAUGGGUCCGACAAUCCACCCGAAAUUCUCAGACAGCACUGGAUCCUAUCCAUCGUAGUCAUGAUAAGUCUAGUAAUCUUCCUCGGAAAGCCGUUUUCGUCCAGAAUUUUCCGUAGCUCUUGUCGGUUUACAUUGUCAUAUGCGACUUCGAAAUCGUUUAACAGGGACUCGGAUGAUAGGGUGCGUGGGAACUCGGAGGACUGGUCCGUUGUAGACCGAUUAUCCAUGAAACCGGCCUGAUAACUUCCCCCGAAUCUAUUGGCUAUUGAUGACAGUCGAUGGAAGAUGAGUUGGGAAAGCACUUUGUAGGCAGCAUUCAGGAUAGUGAUCGCUCGGUAGUUCUCAAAAUCCAGCUUGUUGCCUUUCUUGAAGAUAGGGCAAAAACCCUGUCUAUCCACUCCUCUCCGGUAUGCGUUCCGUAUCCCAAAUCUUGGCAAUCAAUUGAUGCAAACAGCCCAUUUUUAUGAGUUCCGCUCCAAUACCGUUCUUUCCUACUGCUGUGUUGUUCUUCAGCCUUAACUUCGCUAAUCGAUGCUUGAAUGAAUUCGCUGCUCUUCUUGCACUUGCACUUCUUCUCUUUCUGGUGGUGCUUUUUUCCUGGAAAAGUUAGAUUUGCUGCCUCCACUUCUGUUUGUAUCGCUCCACAUUCUGACGGUACGUAGCAUUAGCGUUCGCGCUGCGUUAUUCUUAUCCAAUAUCUGCUGACCUUCCUCAUCAAGCCAUUCGUUACGUCGAUUCGGUACUACACGACCUUCUCCACUCCGCUGGUAAUAGCUGUUUCAACGGUUCUCCAACAAUCCUCAAGAGGGGCUUCAUUCAGCUUUCCCUCUUCUGGCAGUUUAUUGCGAUAACGCGGAGCUUUUGACGACAUCCGAAUGUUCCAGACGCAUUAGAUUACGCCGUGGCGGGCGCCGGUAUUGUAUGUUACCCACAAUAGAUAGUUUUUGACGUAUCUUAGCCGGGACUAGGUAGUGGUCCGAAUCAAUAUUAAUGCCCUGAUAGGUUCUAACGUCGAUAAUGUCUGAAAAAUGACGACCACCUAUCAGAAUGUGGUCGAUUUGUGAUGCCGUCUGGUUGGGUGAUCUCCAUCGGUAUACCGGUGGUAGAGGUUAUGUUGGAAAAAGGUGCUAUGCAUGGUCAUGUUCUUGGAGGCGGCGCGUAAAAUUCGUCUUUGUCAUCAUCGAUACUUCCAAGGUGAGGUGAGGAUGUGUACGUUAAUUAUGCUUAUAUAAAGAAUCGUCCCUUAAUUCCUAAUCUGCAUUCCGAGAUUGAUCGGCCACCACCCGAUCACCCAUUUCUGCAUCUUGCCCAUCACGAUAAUAGCUGUGUCCAAGUCACUACCACAGCUCCGCUAGAUGGUAUGACCAUCUCUAUACGUACGUAACAUCGUUUCUUUCAAGCAUACCUCCUGCAGCACUACGGUGUAGAACUUGUGACUCUUCACUUCUUCAGCAAGCACAUUUAGAGACCGACAGUUCUAUAUUCCAAAUUUCCUAUCGUUAGUCCGUUUUUGUCGCCUAGGUCUUUGCCGAUCCGAAUUGCUGUUUAUAUCUUUCGUUUCUUGUUAUUUUAGUGGUGCUGCCUUGCAAGGCUCGCGACCAGCCCAUCUAUAUCGCCGGAGGAUCAACGUAGCUCGAAAAAAACCUUCUUCCCUGUCAGCAUACGACCUUGGUUUCCACCGGGGUUGGUUACCCGAUCUUCACCAAGGUUGCUCGUAGCCCGGCUGGUACCACGAGGAUGUAGGGAUAAGAGCUGCAGGAUAGGAGGCUAUGAAACACUGUAGGGUCUAUUUCAUGUGCAAAACGGAAGGCACUAAUCUGUUGAUUUCUUUCAGAUAUAAAUUGGUGUUCGUUUUAUUCAUGUUCGUCCAUAAAGUACAGACCAAAGAUCGUCCGAAGCAAAACAUUCUAAGCCGUCAAUGUUUACUAUAGUCGCCUCGAAGCCACGCGUUCCAUGUCGGUGCACCCGUUUGAAUAUCAGUGACUUUCGGAGUAAAAAGUAGACUCAGCUUCGGAAAUGAAUGCGACUCAAGAUCUCUGUACUGGUAUUUUUGUCGGCGGUCACCAGUAAACCCAAACAAUUCGGUCGAACGCUUUAAGCUCGUCGCCGCGCAGAUGACCCGUUAUGGGAAGUGACUCAUCUAACUUCCGUAACAUCUUUCGUUUAAAAAGAGCAACGGUGUCGGUGCAUUUUCCGUAAGCAUCGUUACCGAUCUGAUCAGCGUUUUGUACACCGUCAGCUUCGUGCGACUAAGUAUGCUUGUUGACCGAAACGUCUUGCGGAGGGCAAAGUAAGCCCAAUUUCCCAUCUAAAAAUGACGUUAAAUCUCCUUAACCUAGAUCAGGAUGUUUCUUUCACUUUGAACGCGUUGCUUUGGCAUUGUAGACUGUCCACCCGCUUCGUCGAAGUCAUUGUUUGACAAUUGCCCAAAUUUUUUGAAUUGGUCCAAAAUCCGGAUAAUUUGGAGGGUUAAACAAACUUGUAUUUAUACUUACCUGGCACAUCCCCACACCCAGUUGCAAUGUAAAAUUUUUGACCGAGAAGUUGCUUGAAACCCGCUGUCUCGUAGGUUUCGUCGUCCAUCAUAAUGCAUCCGCUGAAUUCCGUCAAAACUUGUUCGUACAAACUCUUAGCACGCUUCUUGGCUAUCAAAUUCUGCUGCUUCAAGUGCCGAUUCAGAUGAUUACUGGCACUGUAAGACCUAUACCCUUGUUGAGCGAUAAUAUUCCGCGUGGUUACCUUACCUUCCAGUUAUGUCCCGGAUGGAGAUGCCAGGAUUGGACCUAACCCACCUGAAUAUCUUUUUCUUCAGCUCCCGGUCCCUAGUUGCGGUUUUCUUGAAAAUUUUUUGUCGCCUUUCCACGCCUAGGUUCUUCUUGUAACCUUCCAGAACAUUACACGGUGUUGAUUUUGGCAUUUUUAGUACUUUAGCCAACUUUGAACCAAACCAUCUCUGUAUUUUCCAAGUAUGUGUGCAAGAUUUUUUUUACGUCGUUCAAGUCCCAUUCUGUACUGUCCCGCAAUGUGGUGGAUUAUUUUGACGAAACUUGCAACACUUGUUGUUCCUAAACAUGUAAACAAAGUUCUGUCAAAUGGUUCCAGUUCCUACCACAAGAGGCGUGCCCGUGGCGCACGAGGGGGUCCAGAUUUACUUUUAGCCAAACUUUAUUAGCGGAUUUUAAAGCAACGAUUUUUGUUAGAAUUCGCUUAGCUGAGAAUUUCAGCGUUGGAAAUUCUCACAUGACGUAGUUGACGUCUUGUACCAUGCAGUUACAUACCAAUACUUCCAGUUUCACAGAGAUAACUAUUAAUUUGGAUGAGAACUCAACAAUUUCUCGAACCUAACCGAUGUAGCUCACCAAAACCCAGAAACAACAUCCAGAACAGUAGCAGCGGGUUAUCUUCGCCGCACAUCGGCACUCUGAAUCGGCAUUUCGAUAGGCAAUCGCGAUUCACACGAUUGGCUGACGUACAUAAAAUCGCUUAACUCGUCGGUCGUCCUGGUUCUUCAAUAGGCACACCAGCUGAACGUUAUAAUUUGGCCCUGCUGCUGGUGCUGGUGCUGGUGCUGCUGCUUGCUGUUGCCACAUAACAGACGAAGCAAAAUGGGCGUUGAAAUGUAAACGAUCUCUCACCCAAUCGAAUCGAAGGAAUAACAAUAAUUGGAUCCGGUGUGCCGCGAGGGCUCCGAGGUCAUAAAAGUUGUACCCAAACCGCGCUGGUCCGGUACCCACCGUUGUUGCUGGCCGUGAUAAACGAUUUUGCCGAAGUAAAAAAACUUCACUGCACCCGUAGGGCGUAAAUAACCAGUGCACUUUUUGUGCACAUCAAUUUGCUCAUGUAUAGUAUUUUGUUUGUUUUAGAACGAAAUUUUAUGCGUGCAAUAUAUCUGCCUUUUCCCGUAAAGGUUCCAUCUUGAGUGUAGGUACCGACCCCUUGAGGUGCCUGUUGAUGUGCUAUGUCCUCAUUAUUCUCAGUUUUAACUUAUAGCCGCGCUUGUUUCAGAGUAUCCAAGUAAGAAGAAAGGUUAUCUGCCUUGCUGGACGUAGUUUGCAAGUUGGAAACCUGUAAUUUAGCACUAGUUAAGUUUUUGAAACAGCACUGCAGUACCACCCGAUGGUGGUAUGAGCCGGCCUGGCGAUAGGCUGGUCUCAGUAUGGUAGAUAAUUAUCGUGUCGUUAGUGAUUAAGUGUUAUGAAAAUAUGGAUCGGUUUUUAUGAGUCUGUCGAAUUUCGGUUGUUUACUUAGGCACUAGUAUGAUUACAUACAAUGGAAAAAGAGCCUUGUUCCUAAUUAUCGACCUGUUCCGUCUCUUUUAGUUUGGUAAAUUUGUACACUUGUUCCGUUCAGGAACAUCACAUUUGAAUGCCUGUAUAUCGUUUAGCGUAAUAUAAUUUAUCGUGAGUUUUUCUUAAUGAAAUGAGCAUUGUAUAUACAAUACUUAUUAGCAUACGGUAAGGCAGUGUUAUGUACUAUACAGCUCCAGUAUCGCAAACCGCAAGUAUUAACAAAUAUUGUAUUGCUAGUUAUAGUGCAAACUUUUUUCUCCAUUUGUGCCAUUUACAUGAUUAUUAUUAUUAAAGUAUGUCUGCCUAAUACAGCUAAGAAUUUACGAUUAAAACAUAUAAUUUCUAUGGUAAGAAAAGCUUGAACCGUAGGUAUGUAUGUUUGUUGAUACUAUUUUAACA